Messenger RNA from Cutaneotrichosporon cavernicola, 1359 nucleotides. RefSeq lists its product as uncharacterized. Gene Ontology annotation, cellular component: cytosol. Bases 1 to 1359 code for a protein of 452 amino acids. Gene Ontology annotation, biological process: 'de novo' cotranslational protein folding; regulation of translational fidelity. The record is from RefSeq and is a predicted model, not a curated record. Lineage: Eukaryota; Fungi; Basidiomycota; Tremellomycetes; Trichosporonales; Trichosporonaceae. The transcript is spliced from 2 exons. Gene Ontology annotation, molecular function: Hsp70 protein binding; ribosome binding.
AUGGCCACCGUCGUCUCCCUCCCCCUCACCCUCGCCGCCUCGCCUUCAGGCUACAAGAAGCCCGCGCCCGGAAAGGCGUCCAAGCCCGUCGACCGCCCGGUCUACCCGGCUGGCCCGAGCUACAUCUCCUACGCGCGUCGUGAGCUCCUCCAGAUCUCGUUUGCCGAGUGCGACGAGGCCACGACCUCUGCCCGUGCGGCUGCGGCCGCCAAGGCUAAGGCUGGCGAGGCCGAGGUCCUCUUCCCUGGUCUUGGAGAGGAGGAUGAGGCUGCGCAGCUCCUCGCCUCGGACCCUAAGGAGUGGAAGAAGCAGGACCACUACGCUGUCCUUGGUCUCGGACACUUGCGGUACAAGGCCACCGACGACCACAUCAAGGUUGCGCACCGCCGCAAGGUCCUCCGCCACCACCCCGACAAGAAGGCCGACCACGACGACGGCUUCUUCAAGUGCAUCCAGAAGGCGCACGAGACGCUCACCAGCAACGAGAAGCGUCGCCAGUUCGACUCUGCCGACUGGAACAUUGCCGACGACGUGCCCAACCCCAAGUCGGUCCCUGCCGACAAGUACACCGAGGUCUUUGGCGCCAUCUUUGUGCGCGAGGGUCGUUUCUCCAACGUGCAGCCCGUGGCCGAGUUUGGUGGACCCGACGCUAGCAAGGAGCAGGUCGAGGGCUUCUACGACUUCUGGUACAACUUUGACUCGUGGCGUUCGUUUGAGUGGCACGACAAGGAGGCCAACGAGGGUUCGGACAGCCGUGACGAGAAGCGCUUCACCGAGAAGAAGAACAAGGCCGAGCGCCAGCGCAUGAAGAAGGAGGACAACACGCGUGUGCGUGAGCUCGUUGACUCUGUUCUUGCCAACGACCCCCGUAUCAAGCGUAUCAAGGAGGAGGAGAAGGCUGCUCGCCUCGCCAAGAAGAAGGGCGGUGCGGCGCAGCAGGGCAAGCAGACCAAGCUGAGCCCCGCCGACAUCAAGAAGGCUGCCGAGGCCAAGCGCAAGGAGGAGGAGGAGAAGAAGAAGGCCGAUGCGGCCGCCAACGCCGUGUCCAAGGCCGACCGCGACGCCGCCAAGAAGGCCAAGGAGGCUGCACGCAAGAACCUCAAGAAGUGGAAGAAGUCCAUUUCCGCCGUCAUCGCCGCCUCCAACUACUUCCAGGAAGGGACUGCCUCGCCUGCUGUCGUCGAGAAGCAGCUUGGCGAGCUCGACGCUUACUGCGAGAUUGCCGAGCCCGAGGCCGUCAAGGACCUCAAGGAGAAGAUUGAGAAGGCUGGUGCUGGUGCCGCCGCCAAGGAGGUGCUCAAGGCCCAGGUCGCUGCGCUUGGCGACAAGGCCGCCGGCAAGUUUACCGAGUUCGCCUAA